This is a messenger RNA of Erythranthe guttata (spotted monkey flower), 1086 nucleotides long. NCBI's taxonomy places the organism in Eukaryota, Viridiplantae, Streptophyta, Magnoliopsida, Lamiales, Phrymaceae. The record is from RefSeq and is a predicted model, not a curated record.
AUGACACCCGGCCGAAAUGGUGCCCCAGACAUUAAGGGCCCUCGAUAUCAGUCAUACCAGCCCCUCACGGCCCCCUUAUCUAAUGUCUUGUGCGCGAUCGAGAAGAGGAAUGACCUACGUUGGCCCCGGUUCGCCAGAGAGGAGCCCCGCCGAAGUCCUGCUUUGGGUACUUUUUGUCGUUUCCAUAAUGAGUAUGGCCACACAACGGGUGAGUGUUCACAUUUGAAGGACGAGGUGGAGCGUCUUAUCAGAGAUAAUAAAAUCGGAGAUUUUGUAAAAAUAGACCCCCCACGUGGACAAAAACGAGAGGCUCAGUUUGGAAAUCCGGCCCGGGUUCCACCCCCACCUCCAGUACCAAAACGAGGUUAUAUUCAAAUGAUCUCGGGAGGACCCACAAGAGGAGAUACUCACCGAGCUAGGAGACGCUACCUCGGUAAUAUUAAAAAUAAUCAUGAAGUCUGCCAGAUCUCUGCAACGGCAUGUCACAAAUAUCCCCCUAUUUCGUUUGGACCAGAGGAUGCCGUAGACCUUGACGAUUUUCAUUGCGACCCUCUCCUCAUCACAAUUAACGUAGGCGGAUACGACGUAACUCACGCUUUCGUCGACUCGGGAAGCUCCGUUGAUGUCAUCUCUUAUGAUUGUUUCCAACAGAUGGAGCUCGAUCUCCCGGUUUUCCCGGUCACUACCCCGAUAUUCGAAUUCACGGGAGGAUCUCUAACACCGGUUGGGCAAGUUAAAAUCCCGGUCACCAUCGGGACGCCGCCUCAUACGUGGACACUAGCCGUCAACUUCGUGAUUGUCGAAGGAUCCCCUACCUCGUAUAACAUCGUGAUAUGCCGACCUAUGAUGCAUAUCUUCCGAGCCGUCCCUUCUACUAUACACCAAAAACUCAAGUUCCCUGUGAACGGAGCGAUAGGGGAAGUCAGAGGUGACCAAGCCCAAUCAAGAUCUUGUUAUGUCGAGGUAGUCAAAUGGCAGAAAAGGGACGACAUGGCACUUUCAUUAAGGAGGAUCUGGGAGACGAGAAACGCCCCCGAAUUGAUCCCGAAGACAAAGUCACCCACGUACAGCCGAUGGACGAGCUAA